AUGAAUGACUUCAGUGUUGCCAGUGUUGAUCAGUUGGAUGUGACUAAUAAUCCGGAGAUUCAGCAGCAGUUGAGUCAGGAUCUUCAUGAUGUGAAGAUUUUGCGGUCACCUUCUUUUGGUGCCCUUAGUAGAGAGGAAAGCCGGAACAACUCCGUGAUAGGCUCUCUUAUAGAUGAUGAAUUGGAUGAUGAUAAUUCGGGAAAUAGUGAAAGUCGGAGCAACAGUGUGGCUACAAAUAGUGGCAUUCGAAUUUAUACCCUUGCAGAUAUGAUUGAAGCUCUUAGUAAGCCGAGGAGCAAAAUUAAUACGGACUCCAGACUUUUUUUGUUAAGUCUGGCAUACAAGAUGCUCAUUCGCAGGCCGGACAUGGCCAAUGUGAAUGAGCAGGAUAUGGAGCAGUUGAUUGGGUACAUCAAGACGUCUAGAUCGGAUAUUGAGAUGGUGUUGUCGAUUAAAUUGGCCUCUGCAUAUGGUGCUACAGAUACCGACGAAGUUGGUACCGAAUUAAUGGACGAGUUGAUUCCUUUACUCUUUGGUAAGAUCUUUGACUUCACUAACAGCGUUUUUUUGAGAUCCAAUUGCAUUGCCGCCUAUUUUAGUCUACUUUUGGUGAUUUUUGACGGAUCCGAUUGUUACAGUGUUGCCGAUAAUGUGAAUGGAUUUCUUGAGUUAGUGGAAGGUUACCAGAGCCCGAAAAAUGCCUCAAGUGAAUCCGAUAAGGAUACCGAGUUUCAGUGGGAUAUUGUUGCCGGUUCGAUCAACGGAAUCUGUGUUAUUCUUACGUUGUUGUACAAAAGUGGGAAGAAUGAUAUCAAUGAACUAAUCCAAGACUGUCUACCCAGAUUAAUACCUUUCUUUGGAAGCGAAUUCCCAAGAAAGGUCCACAAAGCAUUGUGUAUAUUGAUCGGUGUCAUGUAUGAGGCAUUUGACUAUAAAGCGGAGGAGAGGGAAGAAGAAGAAGAAGGCAAUGACGAAGCGGGUAUAAGUGAAGGCCCUUACUAUGACGUUGAAGAAUUAAAGAUGAUGAUAGGAGAUCUCUCUAGAGAAUCGACAAAGAAAGUGGGUAAGAAGAACAAGCGAGAAGUUCGGUCGAUUUACAGAGACGCUUUACGGACAAUUGAGGAAGCCAACAAAGAGAAGGAUGAAGAUGAGGAGGAAUUGGAUGAUGCUGAUAUCAGAGUGAUUUCCCGCUUCAGUAUCAGUAAGAAUAAGCAAGUGCCAAUCAGGUCGUGGUUUGCAUUUGUGAGAUUGAUUCAUCUAAAGUAUUUGUUCGACACAGAGUUGAGCUCGCAUUAUUUAUAUUCGAAGGAAGUUCGGGAGUUAUUAGCAAGACCGGAUGAACAAGUUGAGUAUGACAAUGACGACGAAGAGGUUUCUGGAGUAAAGCAUUGGAAGGGUAGACAGGAUAAAGUGAGUGGUAAGAAGAAGGAUAGCAGGAUUCAAAGAGCAAGAGAUAGGAAACUGUUGGAGAAAAUGGAAGGAUUGAAUAUUUGA
Molecule: messenger RNA, 1494 nt
Organism: Brettanomyces nanus
Lineage: Eukaryota; Fungi; Ascomycota; Pichiomycetes; Pichiales; Pichiaceae
Exons: 2
Coding region: 1-1494 (497 amino acids)
Source: RefSeq, a predicted model, not a curated record